AUGGCUGCGCAACAGACCAAGAAAGCGCCGGGUGCCCAUUAUUCGGGUAACAAUCCCAUACCGAAUGUCCAAAAGUUCAUCGAGAGUUUGGAUAAGGACAAAAAGGAACGAGAUGCAAAGAUCAACGAGCAGAUGAAGGCCAAGAAGGCCAAUGGCACUGCUGGUUCCGAUGUCAAAGAGCACAAACAAGGCCAGCCAACGGGCGUGGAGGGAACAAGGAAGACAGUGACCGACCCUACAACUGGAAAAGAGGUUCAAAUUGAAGAUGUCAAUGCUGAUUUUAUGCAAGCAGUGAAAAAUCCCAUGCUGUCGGUGCCAAAUGCGAAUCUGAACAAAGAUACUCCGGUCAAGACAUCCUCAGACCAGUCCGGAAGGGAAUAUCAACAUAACCAAGAUAUCACCGCACCCCCAGAUCCAGUAGAACCAGGGAGCACUUCUGAUGUUCCUAUUCAUGGCGAAAAGACCAAUAUCCUCUUUCACCCCACUCCAUCAGUAAGCUAUGAGCCCAUGUAUGCCUCGCUCGAGAAGAGCACGUUGGUAUUGGCUGGUGGGGUAAUGAUUGCAAUUGUUGUACUUGGGAAAAUGUUUGGAGGAGCAUUAUAUGGCUUGAUACCCCUCGGAAUGUGUGUUGGAUCAGGAAUUUUCUUGUGGAUGAAGGAAUUGAUCAGAAAAGGACGGGAGAUGGAGUGGUCUAGUGAGAAAGAGCGCGGAGAGGUGGCAACUGCGAAUUUGAUUCCCGAAUCAGUCGAAUGGAUGAACACUCUUCUCGGCGUUAUGUGGGGACUCAUCGAUCCAGACAUGUUCAUCGGCGUGGCAGACACUCUAGAAGAUGUCAUGCAAGCUUCCGUGCCGGGUGUUAUUGAGAACGUUCGAGUCGCAGAGAUCAACCAGGGCACAAAUCCCAUCCGCAUUCUCAGUCUACGCGCUUUACCCGAUGAUCAUAUGAAAGAAAUGAAAGACGACAUUCGUAGUCAAAACGAGAAGGUUAAGGAUCCUCAGGAGUUGGCAGCAGAUGAAGAGGGUGGUGAUUAUUACAAUAUUGAAUGCUCUUUUGCAUAUCACGCAGCGCCAUCAGGAACUUCGACAUCUGGAAAGGCAAAGAACAUGCACAUGCAGCUGGUGUUUUAUCUUGGUGUCAAAGGACUAUUCGGCGUUCCUUUACCAAUCUUCGUUGAACUUCAAGGUCUCGUCGGAACCGUCCGCAUCCGUUUACAGAUGUCGCCUGAACCACCUUUCUUGAAAGCUUUAACUUUUACUCUCAUGGGACUGCCACAAGUUCAAGCUGGAUGUAUACCUAUGAUUGAAACUGGGAUCAACAUCCUCAAUCUGCCAUUAAUUUCAAACUUUGUCAACUACGCUAUUGGGGCCGCCGCCAACGAGUAUGUUGCGCCGAAAUCUAUGACCCUUGAUAUGGGCAAAAUGCUUCAAGGUGAUGAUAUCCAGAAAGAUGUCCUCGCUCUUGGUGUCCUCUGGAUCAGAAUCCACAAAGCCACAGGUCUUAGCAAGCAGGAUAGACGUGGCAGUGACGGGGGAGGCAGUGAUCCUUAUAUCACUGUCAGCUUCUCCAAAUAUGGUAAACCCAUGUACUGCACUCGUGUCAUCGAGGAUAACCUUAAUCCUGUUUGGGAAGAGACUUGCGCACUUUUGGUCACCCCUGAGCUUAUCAAAGCUGAUGAACAACUUUCCAUGGAAUUGUGGGAUUCAGAUAGAUCAACUGCCGAUGAUGUCGUCGGAAAGGUUGAACUUUCUAUGCAAAAGAUGAUUCAACAUCCAGGCAAGAUGUAUCCACAGGUCUCGAAACUCCGCGGUACACAUUCGGAUAGUUCUAUGCCUGGUGAGCUUCACUGGGAGGUAGGCUACUUUGGCAAGCCGCAAUUUAGACCAGCUCUUAGAACACACGGCAAAGACAUCAAUCUGCCAGAUCAGCUCAAGGAUAAGAAGGAAUUGCAAGACGAGAAAGGUGCUAUUGACAACGCGGAUGAGGAUGCUGUCGUACACACACCUCCGGACCCACUUUGGCCAAGUGGUAUCUGCAGUGUUGUGGUUCAUCAAAUUGUCAAUCUUGAGCUCGCAAAUCUUAAGGGUAGCGAGGGUAAGCGUAAGGGUAGAGAAUUCGAGCCGGCUCAGGAUAGUGGAGAAAAUAAGGAAGAAGAGAGCAAGAAACUGCCUAGCAGUUAUUGUACCAUCUUGUUCAACGAUGAAUUAGUGUACCGUACACGUACCAAAGUCGUAAGCAGUAAGCCUAUAUUCAACGCCGGUACGGAGAGAUUCAUGAGGGAUUGGCGAUCUGGAAUUGUUACAGUCACUGUUCGAGAUCAACGCAUGAGACAACACGACCCAAUUCUCGGUGUCGUCCCACUAAAAUUAUCCGAUAUUCUUCAGACUAGCUCGCAAGUUACCAGAUGGUAUCCUCUUGAUGGAGGCAUCGGGUUUGGACGAGUCAGAAUUUCGCUUCUAUUCAGAAGUGUCGAGACUAGACUUCCACCGUCCCAACUUGGAUGGGAUGUCGGUACUUUCGAAUUUACCUCUGAUAAAAUCCUAGCCACCGGAUAUCAUACACAAUCUAAGCUGAAGAUGCGAACUGGUGGCAGCUCUGGCAAGAUUGGUCGUGCGCAUUGCAAGAAGACAGACGAAGGUGAUGGUAUUUACUGGAACAUGUCUGGUGAAAAGGGUCAUGAACACAAUGUUCGACUCCCAGUAAAGUAUAGAUACAGAUCUCCAGUCGUCUUUGAAUUCCAUUCCGCCACUCAUCGAAGUGCGGAUGCUUAUGCCGUUGUCUGGCUACAUCACCUCGAGGAUAAUAAGGAAGAGAAUAUCAGCAUCCCGAUUUGGAAGACUGAUAAGGGAAUGAGAUUAACACAGAACUACAUCACAGAAGAGAACUUCAAGGAUAUUCCCGAUCUCAAAAUCGAGGAAGUUGGUCGUCUACAAUUCCGCGGUCGCUUCAAGGCUGGUACUGAUGCAGACCACGCCCACUUUAUAUCCGACAACGAUUCGAGAGAAACACACGAGACUUGGGAAGCUUGCAAUGCUGAAGGUGUAAGAGAAACAGUCGUCACCAAAGAGCUUCCUCCCGCCGUCCAAGAACUACACGACCAAUCCCUCACACAAGGGCGAGACGUGCUAUCUCAAGCUGAUGAAGAAGACAAGAAGAAAUGGCUUUCCAAAGAUGGCACAGAUUGGAGUGGGGCAUUCGGCGAAGAUCCAGCUAAGUACACCGACAAAAAGGGUACUCGUAGCAGUGGCGGCGAAACAGGCAAACGACAAGCAGUGGACGCAUCUGAUGACGAUGGUGACUACGACUCUUCUGACUCCUCAAGCGAUCUUGGAAUCCAGGACGCGGAUCAUGGAGAGGACGCUGAUGGCGCUGCUGAUGGCGAAAGCACCAAUGGAGAAGGUGCUACAGGUUCUACUCACCAUAAGAACCCAAUCAAGCAGGUCAAGAGCUAUAAUGAGGGCAAGGGAGAGAUGCAUCGUAAACAUCGGGGAUUGAUGCAGUGGAAACCAAUGCGCAACUUGCAGUUUGCGAAGGAUGAGACGAAGUAUGCGGUGAGGAGGACGUUCAAGAAGGGGAGUCUGGCUGGGAGACAACCUGAUGUUGAGACUGAGACUUGA
Messenger RNA from Glarea lozoyensis ATCC 20868, 3615 nucleotides. Its product is annotated as C2 (Calcium/lipid-binding, CaLB). The record is from RefSeq and is a predicted model, not a curated record. Bases 1 to 3615 code for a protein of 1204 amino acids. Lineage: Eukaryota; Fungi; Ascomycota; Leotiomycetes; Helotiales; Helotiaceae. The transcript is spliced from 5 exons. Gene Ontology annotation, molecular function: lipid binding.